This is a messenger RNA of Amphiprion ocellaris (clown anemonefish), 8816 nucleotides long. It is a transcript of the gene pcdh7b, whose product is annotated as protocadherin 7b. Gene Ontology annotation, molecular function: calcium ion binding. Bases 939 to 4709 code for a protein of 1256 amino acids. Gene Ontology annotation, cellular component: plasma membrane. NCBI's taxonomy places the organism in Eukaryota, Metazoa, Chordata, Actinopteri, Pomacentridae. Gene Ontology annotation, biological process: homophilic cell-cell adhesion. The transcript has 3 exons. The record is from RefSeq and is a predicted model, not a curated record.
GUGAAUCCCUCUCACAGUGCUGCAGAUAGGGGCUGCCAACACAUGCGUCGCGUCUGCAGGUGAGGGAACAGGCUGAACAUGCUGGACACAGUGAGGAAUUCAACCAACGUUUCCUAAAAAAAAAAAAAAAAAAUACUGCGUCGGAUAUACAUUUCUCUCUUUUUUUGGUUGUUUGAUUUUUUCUUUUUUUGAAAUACAACCCUGAUUUUUUUCAGCAGGUUGUACAUCGUGGAGUUGGCUCGCAAAAAAAGGGGAGAGAGAACACUACUGUUCUGCUAGUUGCAAGUGACUUGGAGGAAGAGAGCAAGAAUAGAGAAACCAGACAGGUAAUUUGCCUCAUAUUUAUAUCCUCCAGAUCAGAGAGUUGACGCGCAGUCAACACUCGCCGUAUGAUGAGUUUGGAAACUGCGCGGGCAUUUAAAUGAUCCUCUGUGGACAUAUCACCGGACAGAGGGAUAUUGCAGCCUCACCCCAGCAGUAAAGGAGAUUCCACAAACUGUGAGUAAAACGGAGCGACAUGGACUGAAUUCACUUUCUGGUGAUGUGAUGCUCGGACUAUAACAUUUUGGCUUUUACGCGCAUGACAUCCGCAUAUUUGGGGCACCGUCCGGAGCGCACGGAGCUUCUCUGGUGUGUUUUUUUGAUACCACUGCGGCUUUUUUUGUUGUUGAGUAAAACAAGAGCAACAAACAUUCAAUACAGAAGGGGGAAAAACAGAGGAGAGAGGAAAGCCCGUGUGCUUGCUGCUUUUCACUGCAGCAGGAGCGAUAGGAAGUCGUCCGGAGGAUGAAGUCUUACGCAUCCCGAAGCAGAGGGCUUUGCUCUAAAUGAAAACGAUAUUUCUUUUCUGUAAUCGGACUUUCCAUUAGUGAUUAUUCUUUUCUUUUUUUACAUUUCUGUUUUUUUCAAAUUGAAGUGAACAUUUUCUGGAGUGAACAAUGAGGACUACUGGUGCAGUGGACUAUUUGUACUAUUGCAUGCUCAUCCUGCAGCUUGUGCAUCAGCCCGCCGCCAAGCAAGUGCUCCGGUACCGUUUAGCAGAGGAGGGACCCGCCGAUGUCAGAGUAGGGAACGUAGCCGCCGACCUGGGCAUUGUUGCCGGGUCCGGUGAGGUGACAUUCACUCUCGAAUCGGGCUCAGAUUUUUUCAAAAUAGACAACAUAACAGGUGAGCUCACCACUAACGAGAGGCGGAUAGACCGGGAAAAAUUACAGCAGUGCCAAAUGAUAUUUGAUGAAAACGAGUGCUUUAUAGAUUUUGAAGUGUCAGUGAUAGGACCAGCCCAGAGCUGGGUCGACCUCUUUGAGGGAAAAGUCAUCAUAUUAGAUAUAAACGACAACACUCCGUCUUUCCCUUCCCCUGUCCUGACACUGUCUGUGGAGGAAAACAGACCGAUUGGAACCCUUUAUCUGCUGCCCACAGCCACAGACAGAGAUUUUGGCAGAAAUGGAAUAGAGAGAUAUGAGCUUAUUCAGGACAAUGGGGAGAACUCAAGGCGCUUGGGGUCCUCGGGGGAUUCAUACUCGGGGAAGAGGAGAUUUGAGGAAGGAGCGAGCAGGAGCAGUGUCUUUGAACUGCAAGUUGCUGACACCACCGAUGGAGAGAAGCAGCCUCAACUCAUCAUUAAAGGGGCCCUUGAUAGGGAACAGAGAGACUCCUAUGAGCUCACACUGCGCGUUAGGGAUGGAGGAGAUCCCCCUCGCUCCUCGCAGGCCAUUCUGAGGGUAAUGAUCACUGACGUGAAUGACAACAGCCCUCGGUUUGAGAAGAGCGUGUAUGAAGCUGACCUCCCAGAAAACAGUUCCCCUGGUGCCCCCAUACUGCAGCUUAAAGCGGCUGAUGCAGACGUGGGGGUUAAUGGUCAAAUCGAGUAUGUGUUUGGGGCAGCCACAGAGUCAGUGCGGAGGCUGCUGAGGUUGGAUGAGAGCACAGGGUGGCUGAGUGUGUUGCACCGUAUUGACCGUGAAGAAGUGAGCCAACUGAGGUUUACAGUAAUGGCCCGUGACCGAGGCCAGCCACCCAAAAUGGACAAGGCCACUGUGGUGCUGAACAUCAAGGAUGAAAAUGACAACGUUCCUGCUAUUGAGAUCAGAAAAAUUGGCCGCAUUUUCUUAAAAGAUGGCAUCGCCAACGUGGCUGAGGAUGUGGUCGUGGACACACCCAUUGCCUUAGUUCAGGUGUCAGACCGAGACCAGGGGGAAAAUGGCAUAGUUACCUGCACCGUUGUAGGGGAUGUGCCGUUUCAGCUCAAACCAGCGAGUGAGAUGGAGGGUGAGCAGAAUAAAAAGAAAUAUUUCCUCCACACGUCUGCACCACUGGAUUAUGAGGCCACACAGGAAUACAAUGUGGUCAUAGUGGCUGUAGACUCUGGAAGCCCCAGCCUGGCAAGUAAUAACUCUCUUAUCGUCAAAGUGGGUGACACUAAUGACAACCCUCCUAUCUUCAGCCAGAAUGUAGUGGAGGUGUCGUUUCCAGAAAACAAUGCCCCUGGCGAGAGGGUGACAACAGUGGCAGCCAUUGACGCAGAUAGUGGGAAGAACGCUGAAAUAGCCUAUUCCCUAGACUCAUCAGUAAAUGGGAUUUUCUCUAUCGAUGCAGACAGUGGAGACAUCCGAGUAAACACCAUUCUGGAUAGAGAGCAAACAGAGCGCUACGAAUUCAAAGUGAUAGCCAAAGAUAAGGGCAUAAACACCCUUCAGGGUUCUGCAACAGUGGUUGUCCUUGUGGCCGAUAAGAAUGACAAUGAACCAAAGUUCAUGCAGGAUGUGUUCACCUUCUAUGUCAAAGAGAACCUUGAUCCAAACAGUCCAGUCGGCAUGGUUACAGUAAUUGAUGCAGAUAAAGACCAAAAUGCAGAGAUGGGUCUUUUCAUAGAGGAAGAGGAGGACAUCUUCUCUAUUGAGAAUGAAACUGGGACAAUUUUCUCCACCUUGUCCUUUGACCGAGAACAGAAAACUACAUACACAUUCCGAGUCAAAGCUGUGGACGGAGGUGACCCUCCCAGAUCCGCCACCGCCACGGUUUCACUUUUUGUCAUGGAUGAAAAUGACAACGCGCCGACCGUCACCUUUCCGAUAAACAACUCCUACACACUCCUCCCUCCCUCCAGUAAUAUCAGAACAGUCGUCAGAACCGUCAUCGCCACUGAUACAGACACUGGCAUCAACGCAGACCUCAACUACAGCAUCAUUGGGGGAAACCCCUUCAAGCUUUUUGAGAUUGAUGGGGGCACUGGGGUCAUUUCACUGAUGGCAAAGCUGGAGCAGAAGCACUACGGCCUCCACAGACUGGUGGUCCAGGUGAAUGACAGUGGGCAGCCCUCACAGAGCACCACCACACUGGUGCAUGUGUAUGUUAAUGAGACUCUUUCCAAUUCCACAGUUGUGGAGGCCCAGGUGUUUAAGAGCCUGAGCACAUCUCUCAACACCAACAUUGCUGGUGACCCAAACUAUGAUCUCAGCAAACAGCGAUUAAGCAUUGUAAUUGGAGUAGUUUCUGGCAUCAUGACAGUCAUCCUCAUCAUCCUUGUUGUUGUCAUGGCCCGUUAUUGCCGUCCCAAGAAUAAGAAUGGAUAUGAGGCCGGCAAAAAGGAUCACGAAGACUUCUUUACACCACAGCAGCAUGACAAAUCCAAGAAGCCCAAGAAAGAUAAGAAGAAACAGAAGUCCAAACAACCUCUCUACAGUAGCAUUGUCACUGUAGAGGCAUCCAAGCCCAAUGGGCAGCGCUAUGACGGCGUCAAUGAGAAGCUGUCGGACAGUCCCGGCAUGGGCCGCUACCGUUCAGUCAACGGAGGGCCGGGCAGCCCAGAUCUGGCCCGCCACUACAAGUCCAGUUCACCACUCCCCACUGUCCAGCUUCACCCGCAGUCACCAACAGCUGGAAAAAAGCACCAGGCAGUUCAGGACCUGCCCCCUGCCAAUACCUUUGUUGGCACCGGAGAUAACAUUUCGCUUGGAUCUGACCACUGCUCUGAAUACAGCAGUCAAACUAUCAACAAGUACAACAAACAGCCGUUUCGCCGAGUGACCUUCUCGGUGGUGAGCCAGCCCCAGGACCCUCACCAGCAGGGAUCGCUGCAGAGCUGCUACGACAGCGGCCUGGAUGAGUCGGAGACACCCAGCAGCAAGAGCUCAUCGGGCCCCCGGCUGGGCGCCCUUCCCCUGCCUGAGGACAGCUACGAGAGGACAACGCCGGAUGGCAGUGUCGGUGAGGCAGAGCACAUGGAAAAUGACUCUCGGCCCUUGCCUGACGUAGCCAUGACUGGCAAGUGCACCCGGGAAUGUGACGAGUACGGCCACUCGGACUCCUGCUGGAUGCCUGUGCGCACGUCGCCCGAGCGACGGCCAUCCAAGUCAACCACCACCCCUCAACAACCAAAGCUUUCCACUUUCAUGAGCGGCAACGGCAGCAGCAGCAGCAGCAGCGCCGAGCAGCCCGGCAGCCAAGAGACCCUCGCCAUGGCCGCCAUGGCCAACGGAGACCCCACCGCUGCUCACAUGAUGGGCGACCGCAAUCGCAACUUGCUCAACAAGAAGAUGGCCUCCUCCUCCUCCUCCUACGAAGCCUUCGGCUCGCCUUCCUACGGCUCGCCAGGAGGCGGGGAGGAGGUGCUGGGCCACCCCACUGAGGAGAUCCCCCUUGCACCCACUGGGGAGUACAAGCCCACAUCCUGUGGUACUCUGACACGACGGGAGGUGUAUCUGUGAGCUGGGAGGGUGAGACGCACAUAAUAUGCCACACCACGAGGCAUCUAAAUACAACACUAAGCAUAGUUGCUUACCCACCACCAUUACAGCUCUAGAAGCUUUUUAGCCACCCUUGUUCUGCGCAAGGUAGGACUAAACUUUCUCCAAAGACUUUGACAACACUCCUUAAUGAAAAAUCUAAGUGGAUAUUAUACACAUAGUACCAUUUUUAAAGUGCUAAUUCCGGCCAUGACCUGGAAGAAAGGAGGAGGAGGAAGAACUGUUGCCGAUUGGACUUUCAGCGAGGCUGUUCUACUGGCGAGUCGGGCUCUUGGGACACAGUCUGCUGCCUGACAGUCAAUCUGUACAGUAACCAACUCAUUUUACAUAUACAGUACAUGCAUGCAUUUCCCCCCUGUUCUCAUUCAAGGCCCCAUUCCCUGAAGUUGACACUGUACAAAUCAGACCAUUUCUUUCUAGGUUUGUCUUUUUUUUUUAUUUUUAUUUUUUUUAGAAACAAAGCUGUACACAGACUAUUUUGACUUUGACGUGCGUCUGGAUAUGCCUUUUUAAAAAAUUAUCUCCGAACAGUGCAACUGUCUGGCCACGAUGUUCUGUGGCUAGAGAAAUAUACUGGACAACGGUCCCAUGGUAUCAUACUGACCAUGGCUUCUGUCAUCUUUACAGUUUGCGAUUAAAGUUGCAGAACAUUCACUGAUCGUAUUAAAAUCUUACAAGGACGGGAAAGACUAAGCUUUAAAUACUCAGUCCUCUCUUGAUAUGGAGAUUCUUGGAUGGAAAUGGGACCCAAUGGAAUUUGCUGCAACAACCCCUUGGUUAGACUACAACCACAUUGGUAGACUUUGAUGAACUUAACGAUGACUGAUUCUAAUCUACCGGUGCACACGCUCUUCACAGGUGUCACUCAUUGUACAUAAACAUUGGACCAUAGCAACAGUGCUAACUGCUCUCAUUCCCUUCUGUCUCGCUACCUUUCCUCAGUCUCUCGUUCUUUGUCUUUGAUUGGCGAGAUUGAGACCAAAACCCUCCUAAGAAAUGCAAGAUCUUAGAACCAUGAUGUAUAAUCGCAUUGGCUGGAAAAGCAUGUGAGUCCUCAGUUGUACAUUUUCGGAUCACCUUGGUGGGAUGCGACUGCUUAUACCAAGUUGUAAUACUUGCCCUGUUUUUCUCAAACACACACGCAGACACACACACAUGCAGAAGCAGAAAAGCAGGUUCAUUUAACUGAGACCAGUGGUGCUGCUGUACUAACUGAACAUCCUGGGUGUGUGUCGCAAUGUGUGGCAUGAGAUAAAAAUUAUCGAGGUGCAACUGAAAUUGUAUGUGUAUGGGCCAGAUAUGCAGUAUAUGGUAUUUUUGUAUAGGCCCCUGUAGAUGUACACCAGUAAUAGGAUUAGGAGGGCAUAAACAUGGCCAAGUUGGUCCUAAAACAGCUGCAAGGACAGCUUUUUACUGUUAUUUCCUUUUUUUGUUGUUGCGUGAUAGGACUGAGCAAUAAAUAUCAUCAUGUACAUGUGACCAACAAGCAUCAGCUUCUUUUUCACUUCCUCUCAAGCCUUCAAGGUGAAGUUAACCCACAUGUGGCUGUCAAAGAGUCCUUUUAUCACUAGUAGAUGUUGCUUUCCAUAGUACAUGGUGAUGGCAUCUUUGAGCAUGAAUGUAAGAAUCUGCUCAAUGGAGAACAAUCAAAAAGCAACGUCUGACUGAGCAGAUGCCCGGAUGUUCUGGGAUUACAAGCAGAGAAAAUUGGUGUCAAAGUGAAACCAAAGCUUCGCGAACAGGAUGAAGCAGUCCCCCUUUCACACACAGAAAAAAAUAGCUUUGCGGGAGAACUUUGCUUUAAGUACACAUUACGUGAAGACCUUUUAAUGAAGGAUUGAGCUGGAGUGAUAAGAAUGUGAUGUCUCAACAAAACAUCCAUUACAUCCUCAGAGCUGACGCUUUACGACCACGAACACACAGACACAUUAUAAUGUUGAGAUGUUGUGCCUCCCUGUCUACAGUGGGUUUUCUUUCUUUCUUUUUUUUGCAGCUACAGAGGCGCAAAAUCUCAUGACUGUAAUAAAGCAAAAGAAUAUCAGAUGCAAUGGAACUUUUUGUAUGUUAGCAAAACCCCUUUGGUUUGACCGGAGCUGCUUUUUCAGCAUUCCGGCAAUCUAUAGUCUGUAAGUACUACUCGUUGUUUGAAAGAAAGUGCUCCUAUACUUAUCAACUGUAUACAUAAAUAUUUACUUUUUACUGCACGUUUAAUGGGAACUUAACUUCACUUACUGAGAAGGAAGAAGAAAAAAACUGUAAAACAAAAUGUACAAAAAAAAUGUUACCCUGUAAACAUGGAAAUCCAUCUUGUUGCUUGCUUUUGUUAUACUUAAAAGACAUUAGCCAUGUAGUACAACUUAGUACAUCGAUUAAGACCAUACUGUUGAUUUAUUUUCAUGUAUUUUUUCAACCUAAAUUUCUUUCUUGUCUCUUAAAUCGCAACACAAACCCGAAUCUUUCAUAUGUUUCUUUUACAUCAACUUUUUACCAUAAGGACUUUUUUUUUCUUCUUCAUCUUGUAGUUUACUUUUUAAUCUCAUACAUUGAUUAGUGACACAGUAACAGUCAAAACCGUGGAAAUGAUCAUGACAAUGUACUAUGUGUUUUACUUUUUUCUUUAUCUGGUGCCACUUUGUAUAUUUAGAGUGCUUCUGAAAAAAGAAAAAAAAACUUUAAAAAAAAAUACUAGAGUGAAUGCAAAUAUGCAAUUGUGCCUUUUUAUACCAAUUGGUAUGAUUAAAUGUUGGUUUGGAAUGGUGCAUAAACAAUUCUGUUGACACGCUUACAAAAAGUAGAUGGGGUGGCAUUUAAGGACUGAAAUACAUUUGCAUAUCUUAGAUGAAAUCCCAUGAUGUCAAAAGGCUUUUUGGAGGACGACCAGUCAAAUGUCAGUUAGCCUGUAGGUCUAAUGCUUAAAUGGCUAUUGUUCAUUGGGUUCAAUUAUCUUGUUGAAGUAUCCAUUCCUAGCUUAGUGCAUAACCGAAUGAGUACAGGUACAUUCAAAAAGUUGCUUGUUGGUAGAAAUAAUAAUGAUAUAAUGGAUUUUUUUUUGUCGUGUUCCACUCAUGUACAUGUGUGACAUCAGAGGUCAAGUAACCUUCUUUGUGCAUGAAACAAGCUCUAGGACUGAAUAUAGAAGCUUGGAAAAAUAGAGGGCGGGAAAAAGAAAAAAAAAUGCUUGGAGACAUUUGACUGCUCAGAGUUGAGGGAGCCUAGAGAUAAAAAUGCUAAUGUGAUGGUUUACUAGGAGGAGUGAAAGUGGGGGGAAAAAAAGCUGCAAGGGAGAGCAGCUGACAGAACACACACCUCAGGAUGUGCUGUGCAACACAACACUCAUACACACAGAUUUACAGUAUAUGCAUAUCAGUAGAUGAUGAAACCCUGUCGUACAAAUAAGCGCGGUGCGGGGUUUGCUGUGAUGUUGCGAGGUGAUGCUUUGAAUUUCUAGAUCAGAUAAAGCGAAAACAAAGACUCCGUGGAGCGAACCUCUGACAAAAAAAAAGAAGAAAUGAAAGAGAAGUUGCCAUACACUGGCAACUACACUGAGUGCAAUCUAUACUACAUCAUUUUUGAGUAGUGAUACACACAGUAGCUUGUUGGUUUUUUUUGUUUUUUUUUCUGAUAUUCACCGAGAUAACAGCUACAGAAAUCUGGAUGAUGAUCUGGUGGUUUUAUGUUGGAAUUCUCUUCUUAACAUUGGACAAAAAAACAUGACCUCCCAUCAAAAUGUCUGUAUCUUGUUGAUGCCUGAGGUAUGUGCUCAGUUUGUGCUCUCCUCUAUUCGUAUAGCAUUCACAGUGUGUAAUGAGAUUUGUAAUAUUAACCAUUACUAUUUGUCCUGCGACUUGGAUGUUGAUAUAGAAAUUGAGGAACAAAUUUAUCAUCGUUUAAUAUGAGUCACUAUGCACGCAGCUUAGCUGAACAUGGCAAAGUGUAUUGAACGCAAGUCCACUUCUAUUUAUGAGAUAUUUUACAUAAUUUAAUUUGCUUUUGUACAGGUUUGUGUAAAUAAAUUGCUUGUCAUUUUUGUCUCUGCAGAAAUUAAAAUAUAACAUGGUAAAACAACAA